ACUUCAGCUGUUCUGGAUUCACUCCCAAAGUAGCCUCGUACCGACUAUACAACGCUUCAACGGAGCCCUUGCACUUUGGUCACCAUGCAUCUUGCUAUCAAGACUCUCUUUGUCUCCCUCCUUGGCGCGAGCGUUCUCGCCCACCCUCUGCCUACUACAUUGGUUGAGAGGAACGCUCCUCUGAAUGAAUUCCUCAGCGUCCUCCUGUCUCAUCUGCCUGCCAUCAACGGACCUAUUGACGCGGUAUCGGGCGUUAUCACGGACUUCGAUCAAUUGCUCGCAGACAUCACCGGUGCUCAGACCACCCAGAAUGGGUUUACUGGUACCUGCACCGACUGGACUGUUCUCUUCGCCCGUGGAACCAGUGAACCAGGAAAUGUCGGUGUGCUCGUCGGGCCGCCUCUUGCUGAGGCAUUCGAGGGAGUCGUAGGUGCUUCCGCCUUGUCCUUCCAAGGUGUCAACGGCUAUUCCGCAUCCGUUGCAGGCUACCUAGCGGGAGGUGAAAAAGCCGGUAGCAAGGCGAUGGCAACCCAGGCCAGCCAAAUUCUCUCCAAGUGCCCCAACACCAAGCUCGUCAUGAGCGGUUACUCGCAGGGCUGCCAGAUUGUCCACAACGCGGUUGAGCAGCUCCCUGCCGCAGAUGCCAGCAAGAUCAGCAGCGUCCUCCUCUUUGGUGACCCAUACAAGGGCAAGGCUCUUCCCCACGUUGAUGCUUCCAAGGUCCACACCGUCUGCCAUGAAGGUGACACCAUCUGCAAGAACAGCGUCAUCAUUCUUCCUCCCCAUCUGACCUACGCUGUGGACGUCGCUUCCGCCGCCGACUUCGCUGUCGCGGCUGCGAAGUAAAGGAAGAUCAGGGCUCCGUUCUCCCAAUCGAGUGUUGUCGGUCGGGAUCUCCCGUUCCCGAUCUGUGAUCCGGGUUGUCUCUCCCUCUUCUUGAAGCAUAGUAAUGGGCGCAAGUGUGGCGUUUGCAUUUACAAGGUGAUUUAAUAAUGUAUUUUAAUGUG
This is a messenger RNA of Aspergillus alliaceus, 1007 nucleotides long. RefSeq names its product cutinase family protein. The transcript has 4 exons. Bases 85 to 846 code for a protein of 253 amino acids. NCBI's taxonomy places the organism in Eukaryota, Fungi, Ascomycota, Eurotiomycetes, Eurotiales, Aspergillaceae. The record is from RefSeq and is a predicted model, not a curated record. Gene Ontology annotation, molecular function: cutinase activity. Gene Ontology annotation, biological process: carbohydrate catabolic process. Gene Ontology annotation, cellular component: extracellular region.